GGACCACGUGGGACUGGCAAGUUCAGUUCUGUCCUUCUUGGCUACUUGUUUUUGUGCGGUCGUUUCCUGUUCAUGUGGGCAGGUAGUUUGGUGUAAGAAAGCAAAUUGUAAUUUUCGCGCGGACUGAAAAGUAACUUAAAGACUGCGACUCGGGAAUCAUGGUGAGCAAGACAGAUGACAUCCCGGCGACGGUGCCCAGCAGCACAGAGAAGACGAAGCCGGGGGAUCAUGAAGAAAGAAAGGCUGACAGCAGAGAGGCAGUCACUGCAUUGCCCGGGGAUCCUUCUGGUUACAGUACAGACAGGGCAGUGAUGAACGGGGAUGGGGAGCACAGUCAGACUGAGCAAACUGAGUCCAAACAGGAUGGUGGUGGGGACACGGAGCAAGGGGAGGACCCUAAUGAACAGGAGGUGAUUGUAAUUCAGGACACAGGAUUUACCGUCAAAAUCCAGGCUCCUGGAACAGACACCUUUGACCUGCAGGUGUCACCCCAGGAAAUGGUGCAAGAGAUCCACCAGGUUCUAAUGGAUCGUGAGGACACCUGCCAUCGCACGUGUUUCUCCCUUCAGUUGGAUGGCAAUGUGUUGGACAACUUUGCAGAGCUCAAGUCUAUUGAAGGUCUUCAGGAAGGCUCUUUACUAAAAGUGGUAGAAGAGCCCUACACAGUUCGUGAGGCUCGCAUCCAUGUACGCCACAUUCGAGAUCUGCUCAAGAGCCUUGAUCCCUCAGAUGCGUAUAAUGGGGUUGACUGCAACUCCCUCUCCUUCCUGAGUGUUUUCACUGAUGGGGACCUGGGAGAGAGUGAGAAGCGCAAGAAGAAAGGCAGUGAGCUAGAGCAGAUUGACUGUACCCCACCUGAGCACAUUCUGCCUGGCAGCAAAGAGCACCCAUUGGUGCCACUUCAACCUCAAAACAAAGAUUGGAAGCCCUUGCAGUGCCUGAAGGUCCUGACGAUGAGUGGCUGGAACCCUCCUCCAGGCAACAGAAAAAUGCAUGGUGACCUCAUGUAUCUGUACAUAGUGACUGUGGAGGAACGUCAUGUCAGCAUCACCGCCUCCACUCGUGGAUUCUACCUCAAUCAGUCCACCACCUAUAUGUUCAACCCCAAGCCAGCCAACCCCAGUUUCCUGAGUCACUCGCUGGUGGAGCUUCUGAGCCAGAUCAGUCCAGCUUUCAAGAGGAACUUUACUGCCCUCCAGAAGAAGAGAGUUCAGAGGCAUCCAUUUGAGAGAAUAGCCACACCCUUCCAGGUAUACAGCUGGACUGCACCUCAGGUGGAUCAUGCCAUGGAUUGCGUGAGAGCAGAGGAUGCUUACACCUCCCGUCUGGGCUAUGAGGAGCACAUACCUGGACAGACACGAGACUGGAAUGAAGAGCUCCAAACAACUCGGGAGCUGGGUCGCAAGAACUUACCUGAGCGCCUGCUCAGGGAGCGGGCAAUCUUCAAGGUGCACAGCGACUUUGCUGCAGCAGCCACUCGUGGGGCAAUGGCUGUGAUUGAUGGCAAUGUGAUGGCCAUCAACCCAGGUGAAGAGACCCGUAUGCAGAUGUUCAUCUGGAACAACAUCUUCUUCAGUUUGGGCUUUGAUGUUCGGGACCAUUACCGCGAGCUGGGAGGGGACAGUGCUGCACACGCUGCACCCACUAACGACUUGAACGGUGUCCGGGCCUAUGGAGCUGUGGAUGUAGAGGGUCUGUACACACUGGGCACUGUGGUUGUGGACUAUCGGGGCUACCGUGUCACUGCCCAGUCCAUCAUCCCUGGUAUCCUUGAGCGCGAGCAGGAGCAGAGUGUUAUCUAUGGCUCCAUUGAUUUUGGCAAAACUGUGGUGUCUCACCCCAAGUAUUUGGAGCUACUGGAAAAGACCAGCCGACCGCUCAAGGUGCACCGUCAUGCUGUGCUCAAUGAAAAGGAUGAGCCUGUGGAGCUCUGCUCCUCUGUGGAGUGCAAGGGCAUUAUUGGUAAUGAUGGACGACACUACAUCCUAGACCUUCUGCGCACCUUUCCCCCUGACCUCAAUUUCCUGCCAGUGGAGGGAGAGGAGCUGCCAACUGAAUGUCAGCAGCUGGGCUUUCCCCGCCAGCACCGUCAUCGCCUUGCCUGCCUGCGGCAGGAACUCAUAGAAGCCUUCGUGGAACACAGGUACCUAGUCUUUAUGAAGAUGGCAGCAAUGCAGCUGAUGCAGCAGAAGGCCAGCAAGGAGAGUGGGACAUCAGCUGCAGCCCUUUCUGUGGCCCCUCCUCCACAGGAGGACAGUGUUGCUGCCAGUGCUGCUGCCUGCGAUCCUGCUGCUAAUACUAAUGGUUCCGCUGCCCCUGUGUUAGUCGAGAAGCAGGAGAGCCAGAGCCCCUUGGAGGGUAAGGAGGCAGAGGAGAGUAUCCCGGGCCUAGCCCAGGUUAAAGAACUGGCACACUCCCUAGUGACAGAAGAUGGAUUUGGUAUUGAUCCCAAAAGCAGAGAAGUGGUUGUUAAUGCCUGCAAAGCUGUGGGCUCAAUCAGCAACACCUCCUUCGACAUCCGCUUCAACCCUGACAUCUUCUCCCCAGGAGUCCGUUUCUCUGAUGACAACACUGAGGACAUCAAGAAACAAAAACAGCUGCUGAAGGAUGCUGGUGCUUUCCUUGUGUCCUGUCAAAUUCCCUCACUGGUGAAAGACUGUUUGGACCACACUGCCCUACCUAUGGAUGGUGCCACUCUGACUGAGGCCUUUCAUCAGCGUGGCAUUAAUGUGCGCUACCUUGGCACUGUGCUGGAGUUUAUUGACAAGGCCCCAACAAGGGCACAGCUGGACCAUGUCUUUAGAAUUGGAAUUACUGAACUGAUCACUAGAUGUGCAAAACACAUCUUUAAAACAUACCUUCAGGGAGUGGAGCUGUCUGCCCUCUCUGUGGCUGUAAGCCACUUCCUCAAUUGCUUCCUGAGCUCCUUUCCUGAUGUAGUUGCCCACUUGCCUGUUGACGAGUUGGCGUCACGACGAAAGAAUCGCCGACGCCGCAACCGGGUGGCAGGUGGUGGGGACAACACAGCAUGGGCCAGCUUGACUCCUAGUGACCUAUGGAGGAAUAUUGUCUCAGAAGCACAGGAAUAUUAUCAUUUCACCUUACAGUGUGAGAGCGUAGACCAGGCGGUGGAGAGAUACGGACUGCAGAAGAUCACUCUGCUGAGGGAGAUUUCACUCAAAGCUGGCAUUCAGGUUCUUUUGAAGGAAUACAACUUUGAUAGCCGCCACAAGCCAAGUUUCACGGAAGAAGAUAUCUUAAACAUUUUUCCUGUUGUCAAACAUGUUAACCCCAAAGCUUCUGAUGCUUUCCACUUCUUCCAAAGUGGCCAGGCCAAGGUUCAGCAAGGAUUCCUGAAGGAAGGCUGUGAACUUAUCAAUGAGGCACUCAAUCUCUUCAACAAUGUCUAUGGAGCCAUGCAUGUAGAGAUCUGUGCCUGCCUUCGCCUACUGGCACGCCUCAACUACAUCAUGGGUGAUCAUCCUGAGGCUCUCAGUAAUCAGCAGAAGGCUGUCUUGAUGAGUGAGAGAGUGCUGGGCAUCGAGCAUCCCAAUACGAUACAGGAAUAUAUGCACCUUGCCCUCUACUGCUUUGCCAAUGGCCAGCUGUCCACGGCCCUGAAACUGUUGUACCGUGCCCGCUAUCUGAUGCUGCUGGUGUGUGGAGAAGACCACCCAGAGAUGGCACUCUUGGAUAGUAACAUUGGCCUGGUCCUUCAUGGAGUAAUGGAGUAUGACCUUUCUCUUCGUUUCCUGGAGAACGCCCUGCUCAUAAACUCCAAGUACCAUGGGCCCCGCUCCCUCAAAGUGGCUCUCAGCCAUCACUUGGUAGCACGUGUUUAUGAAAGUAAGGCAGAGUUUCGCUCUGCACUGCAGCAUGAGAAGGAGGGCUACACCAUUUAUAAAAACCAGGUAGGAGAAGCCCAUGAGAAGACAAAGGAAAGCUCAGAGUACCUUAAAUACCUGACUCAGCAGGCAGUAGCACUACAAAGGACCAUGAACGAGAUCUACAAGAAUGGCUCCAAUGCCAGCAUCAUGCCUCUCAAAUUUACUGCACCAAGCAUGGCCAGUGUCCUGGAACAGCUUAAUGUCAUCAAUGGAAUCAUCUUUAUUCCUCUUAGCCAAAAAGACUUGGAGAACCUAAAAGCAGAGGUACAGAGGCGGCAACAACUUCAAGAGUCAGGGAAGAACGAGGAGCAACUGGAGAACAGUCAGCUUGAGCUGGAAGACAAACUACCUGUUGAUUAACAAGGCACCCCUUUUUAUCGAGGAGGCUAGUUGGCCCAGAACCUGUGUAAUUUAAAAGUGUGAAAGGUGGGGUGGGUAGGUAGAGAUGUGCAGUCGGGACACUCAAAAUAUCUAUGUAAAAGAAAAUAAGGUUUUGGUUUGUUUUGGGAGGGUUGAGGGGGGAUAUGGUUAAAGAUGUCUUCAUGUGCAAUCAAGCAUGAUCAGUCAGAACCUUUGAGAAGGAGCUGAAUGAAUGUCACCAUGUUUCUGCCAUUGUGUUUUGAGGUGGGCUUUGGGGAACUGUAUUGGUGGGGUGAGAAGGAUUAAGGCGGUAAUGUGAAACUAAGGCCUUAUCCAAGUUUUCACACCCGCCCCCAAAUCUUGGUCCCUGUGGUUCCUUGUACCCAGUCCAUGGAGCACCAGCAAGGCCUGAUGCCACUUGCAUCCAUGCAGGCCCACCUGUGCAUCCUUUUUCUGAAACUCAGGUGAUUCUGUUGUGCACUAGAUGAGACAAUGGCUCAGUCAGUAAACUACUUAAACUUUGAGGAAGCUUGAGAAUGUAAAAUGUAUUUCGGACCUUGUCACCCACCCAGCUGUAUUAACAGUCUGAUCCUGUCCUCUAGGUGGCUUCAGCUAAUCUUCUGGGAAGCAGAACCCCUUUUGGGUGGCUUGUUAGCAGGUUUAAACUUUUUGAUAUGUUAAUGAACAAUCCACAAAAUGUAUCUAAGCCCAUGUUAUUGUUUAAACGGAUUGACUUUUAACAUUUAAUGGGAGGGAAAUAGAAGCCAUUUAAGUCAUUUACUUGUCUCAGUCUCACCAAUUUCUUUUAUAUAUCUAUAUAUGUGGAUAUCUGUGUCUGUGGGGUAAGACAUACUUAACGCUGAUGGGGGGAAAAGCUGAUUUGACACGUCCAGUUCCCACUUUUGAAGAAAAAUCUUAGCUGCUUUCAGUAUUGCUGUGUAGUUUGUGUAUUCAUGUGUGUCUUGAUAAAUGCAAGGGGAUGAGCUGCUGCUGCUUGCUGCAAUUUCAUUCAGACAUACUGAGCCUUCCUUCCAAAUAUUCCUUCAGUGUUAAGAUUAAGGCCAUUUUAUCACUGAUGCAACCUUUCAUAAACCUUACUGCCAAAAUGGUUUUCUUAUAGAUUUGCUGUUUGACAGCCAAAUCAUCCCCGUUUCACUGGCAGAUGGACGAAACUAGGGUGUCCCAUGAUCAAAAUACAGGUGAUAAUUUUCCCUAAUUUGUCUGGAAUGGUUUCUCUGUAGUCUUGCCGUUGUUCACACACCAGCAGUUUAAUCACCUAUUUGUAUCUUUUGGUGAUACUCUGUGUACUUGACUGCUGGGUUGUUAAAUACCGUAUGAACACACAAUGCUUGGUUGAGAAAUCCCUCUUAACAUGAUAAACCAAAAAGUAUGAACAAACUAUUACAUGUGUAUUUUACCUUUUUUAUUUUUUUUUUUUUUCCUUUCCAUGUGAUGUUUGUGUAAGUUGUAUGUGUUGAAAGCAAUGGAUAAAUUUGAACUAAAAGUCUGUGAGGGAAGUUUCUUUUUUAUACAGGCUUGGUUUUUGGUCUUGCUUAAAAGGUAAUGAGCUGUUAAGGCUGUAGUGAUCUCAUUCAUGAUUGUAUUGAGCAAGCAUAACAAAAGGGAACAAAACAAAUCAUUAAUGGGGAACGAUGGUGUCUGUUGAUGGUUUUGUAGGAAACCGGAGUGGUUUUUAAAUGUGGAACUUCAUAUUGGAUUCAAAAGUCACAUUGCUGCUUGAUUUGCUACAUUGCAAUUAUGACAGGAACAGUGUUGGAAACAUUGCCUUUCAAGCUGACCAGCAUGAUGCAUCUUCAAUGUUGCACUGCUUUUGUCAAGAUGGUCUCCUCCAGUAAUACCAACAGCAGCCUGUAGGCUGUGCUUUGGUGACUUCUCAAUCAUAAUACUAACCAGUUUUUGAAGUGCACAGGUGCAAUUUUGUGAAUACAGUACAUACUUGUAUGAUACCAGAUGUGUAUUGUACUGCAGAAGACAAAUAAUGUAAAGACUUGUUUGUAAUGGACAUACCGUAGUGGUAAGCUCUAAAGCAGAACACCCCUCAUGAUGGCUUGUUUGUGCGAAGAGUGGUAUUAAAAAAAACUCUGAGCAAGAAAUAGGUCCAGCUCAAAGAUUUGUAGUUUGCUGGGCCAGAAAAUUAAGGUGCUUUUUUAGGAUCAGUCGAGGUAAGCUUUUCUAGUUGUUCCAGUGCUGUAAUUGAGGUAUGGAAAGACUUCAUAAUAGUUUGACAGUUGAUUGCAUGAGAGACCAUUUUUUUUUUGUUAUUUUAAAUGCUUUGUAUCUCAACUUGGUACUAGCGUGUGAACAAUGCAAUAACAAAGCCAUCUAGUGAAUUUUGUACCCAUAAAGCCAGAUGACACAUCUUUGUACUAUUUUAAUCUUGUCAGGUGAACAUUUUUAAGUCAGAAUAACAAUGUGUAUCAAAUAUUUGUAUAUACAAAACAAUAUAAAGUCUGAAAGAGGAUGAUGUAACUUCAAUGCUAUGAUUCUUUGUGAAAGCUUAAGUCAGUGAUAUAUCAUUUUCACAUGCAGGUACAAUACUUGGGUUUUGACAUUUUGUCAACUUGUGUCAUGUGAAUUCUCAGCCUGAGCAACUGUGGAAUUUUGAGAAUUUGUUCAGAAUCAUGUAAAGAAAUUCCAUCUGAAAUUUGUAUGGUGGUUUUUUGCAGUCUAACCACAACAUAUACACAAGUAGUUUCUUUUAUCCUGUAGAGCUAAAGAUGUAGGGGCUGUUACUGGUUUUAAUAUUGGAAAACGGAAUACAGUUUGUGGUCUGGCAAAAUUAAGACGCCCCUGACGCACACAAACGCAUCACAAGAAAACAUUUUGUUCUCUUAUUGAACUGGGCACAUGUUAAGCAGUUUGAUAGUCCUGUUUAGUUACAGAGCUGCUGCUGCUGCUUCCACCACUUAUAUGGUUUCUGUGACAACCUGAGCUGCCCUGGUGCCUAACUGACCCCCUGUUGGUGUGUCCCCUUCCAGAAAGUCACUUGUGUGGAAGCUGGGGGCUUUGACAGUUCAGCAAUACCUCCUUGGACUGCAUGGGCUGCUGUCAAAUGCACACAAAUGUACACGGCAGUGUUUUGGUAACAGGAAUGGGCAAGGUGGGGGUACACGUACCCCUUUCCGCUGCCUUUGACUGAGGGAAAACCUUUCUACAGCGCUUAUAUCUGCUUCUCUUUCCUUGCUGUGUGUCUCAUGCCGUGCUUUCCUCUACCAAUAACAGCCUAAUUUUUCUGGUCUGAGUAUGCUUUUAUAUUAAAAUAAAUAAAACUAGCAAGUGA
Molecule: messenger RNA, 7548 nt
Organism: Scleropages formosus (Asian bonytongue)
Lineage: Eukaryota; Metazoa; Chordata; Actinopteri; Osteoglossiformes; Osteoglossidae
Gene: cluha
Product: clustered mitochondria (cluA/CLU1) homolog a
Exons: 26
Coding region: 159-4247 (1362 amino acids)
Biological process (GO): intracellular distribution of mitochondria; organelle organization
Cellular component (GO): cytoplasm
Molecular function (GO): protein binding; mRNA binding
Source: RefSeq, a predicted model, not a curated record